GCCAGUGGUUUGGCCGACAGGUGGGUAGCUUGACGCAGCAGCGAAUAAAACGCAGCGAGUUCUCUGGAUUUAGGGUAUUCUCCAACUUUAUAUCAUUCGCCGUCAGUUCGCAUUCAUCGACUGUCAGCAUGGUACGCGAAGUAAGAGAUUUGGAUGAAUUUAAGGCCAUCCUGAAGCAGGCUGGAGAUAAGCUGGUGGUGGUGGACUUCACAGCUACAUGGUGUGGCCCCUGCAGACGCAUCAGCCCAGAAUUUGAAAGAUUGUCACAGUUGCCUGAAAACAGCAACGUGAUUUUCCUGAAGGUGGACGUGGACAAAGCUUCGGAUGUGAGCUCUUUCUGCCAAGUCAGCUGCAUGCCCACAUUCCACUUUUACAAGAAUGGAGCUCAGCUGCACAAGUUCUCUGGUGCUGACGCAGCAACACUAAUAGCAAACGUGGAGAAGUUUAGAUGAGUUCCACCAACCAACCCUACAGUAGAAGCUGUUACCCUCCUGUACACGCCUACGAAGGAAUUCCAGUUUUAUUUCCCAUCUCUAUCAAGUCUUCUAUCCCACUCAUCCUGUAAUGGUAACAUAGUCCUGUCAGUGCAGUGUGUAGUGUCUUGACAACGGGCUGAAAUUUUAUUCUAACUGGACGACCACUUUUUACCUCUGCUUUGAGCAAUCUGCUUUGUUCCUGAAAACCUGGACUUCUUUGUACGUUGUGGAUGUAAUAAACCGAUGAAUUCCACAAA
Acanthochromis polyacanthus (spiny chromis) is the source of this 733-nucleotide messenger RNA. Its product is annotated as thioredoxin-like. The coding region runs from base 129 to 452 and encodes 107 amino acids. Lineage: Eukaryota; Metazoa; Chordata; Actinopteri; Pomacentridae. The transcript has 5 exons. The record is from RefSeq and is a predicted model, not a curated record. Gene Ontology annotation, molecular function: protein-disulfide reductase activity.